This is a messenger RNA of Gryllus bimaculatus (two-spotted cricket), 8345 nucleotides long. The record is from the annotation of a GenBank genome assembly. NCBI's taxonomy places the organism in Eukaryota, Metazoa, Arthropoda, Insecta, Orthoptera, Gryllidae.
UAAGUGGCGUUUGAGAUCAAAGACUACGCGUUGUUCUUCAGUGAGUGCGACGAUGACGACGUCCAAAGUCGAUAAAGCACGGAAAUGCUCGCAACAGCGCGGCGGAUGCGGGAACUGGGGGAAGGUGCAUCAGGCGAGGUAGAGGGGCGGUGCAAGUUAUCGAUGUUGAAGCACAAUUGACACAGUUCCAGCUCAUGUCGUUGAACGUGGUGUCUCUUGAUAUCGUAUGACCAAAUUGCUUAAAAUCGUAGGUCCUGCCAGUGAUUUAUGAGCAAAAAAGUAAGAAAACGACAAUGGCACCGCCUAAAGUUGUAUUGUUGGCUUGCGGUGCAUUUAACCCGCCCACAAUCAUGCACCUAAGAAUGUUCGAAAUAGCUAGAGAUCACAUGCAAAGAAUGGGUGUAGGCAAUGUCGUAGGAGGAGUAAUGUCACCAGUUCAUGAUGAUUAUGGGAAAAAAGAAUUGAUUUCAUCGACACAUCGUUGUGCAAUGUUAAAACUUGCCUUGCGAAAUUCUGAUUGGAUUAAUGUGUCAACAUGGGAAUGUCAACAAGAAGGACAUACGCGGACACGCGUUGUGUUAGGUUAUCAUCAGAACCAGUUGAAUGCUGUGAUCAAUGACAAUAACGAUUCACCAAAUAAAAGACAGAGGCUGGAUGAUUUACAGUGGGUGCCAGAUGAUGUCAAGUACAAUACCAAUGGUUCAGUGCAGGUGAAAUUUCUCUGUGGAGCUGAUCUUCUUGAAUCCUUUGGAAUACCUGGUUUAUGGGCUGAAGAAGAUAUUGAAACUAUUGUGGGGCAACAUGGUUUGGUUGUGAUAACAAGAGAGGGAACGAAUCCUUACAAGUUCAUUUACGAGUCAGAUAUAUUGACAAAACAUCAGAACAAUAUUACCAUUGUAACAGAAUGGAUAACAAAUGAAGUAAGCUCAACAAAGAUACGAAGGGCAUUGCGACGUUCAGAAAGUGUUAAAUAUCUGAUUCCUGAUGCAGUAUAUGACUAUAUUGUAAAGGAAGGUUUAUACGGCACCAAAGAAAAUAAGUACUUGUUGUACCCUGAAUACAAUCAGUCUCAGUCAUUGUUUCUUACUCCUUCUCCAAGUGAUGUAAACAUGGAAUCUCCCAGUCCCACCACGCAUGCAAACGGCUUAGAGUAUGGGGAUGGAUGCAACUACUCAGAAUCCUACAUAGCAAAACCAAAAAAUGGUCCUGUUACUUAUAUUAGAGUGGAAAGGGUGGAUGAAAGUUCGUUGUUAGAGCAAGAUACCUGCUUGUCUGAAAAAAUGACUAAUGAGGAAAAUUCUAAAAGAUCCACAGUUACUUAUCCUGGUCAAGCUGUUCAGAUAAUUGCAACUGCAGCUGGCAAUAGUAAAAUUCACAAACAGGUGAGCAGUGAAAGAGACGCCGGUACCAGACAAGUUGUUGAAGAAGUUGCAAAUGUUCAAAUUCAGAUUACAAAAGAUGGAAUUAAAGUGAUAAGUGAUAAAGAAACAACAGUAUAAUCUCAAAAUAAAUUUUUGAAAUGUAUGUGCCAAAUUGAUUUUUUAGUAAAUGGACCAUUGUUGUGUGCCAAAGAUUGAAAUCUGCUGGAUCUAACCCUUGUUAUAUAACAGCAGUUAUAUUUGAUCACUGAUUCAGUUAUAUUGCCUUCUUGAAAACUACGUCAGAAGUAAAUGAGGACCAUAAAUAUAGAUGAAAAUAUUUGUGUUGAUAUUUACCUAAGUCAAUGAUAAAGAAAAGUGAACAAACUAGCAAUUUUAAUGUGCGUGAGUAAUACUGUAAAAUGGUUAUUCUAAAUAUAUCAUAGAUCUGCAAAUGGACAUGUAGCUCAUUACAAGUAACAUAUGCAAGUACUAGAUAUUUUGUGAAGUAGUGAGAGUUCUAGUUUGUUUUUAAAAAAGUUUAAUCAUUUUUAUAACAAUGAUUAUAAUAAAAACUACAGUAUGUAUAGCUAUGUAUUACAUGGUAGUAUUGUUAAUAUUACCUUUGUUGCUGUAAAGUAAACUUCCUUGAAACUAUCUCUUGAAGUGCCAUUUGCUUGAGUGCUGUUAGUUUAUUCUUGCAGUUAUAGAAUGAGCUCAAGUUCAUGAGACAUUACUUUUGCAUGAUCAUAUACUUUUGCAUGAAUUUUUUUGGGGGAAAACUGCCUUUGCAGAUCUCAUGUUAACUAUUGUGUGUGAAAUUAUUUGUUAAUAACUUUUCUAAUGUUUUUUAUAGAAAUGCAUUAAUUUGUUUUGAACUUUUUAUAAGGUUUUAUUUGUAUUAAAAACUUUUUAUGAGGUUUUAUUUACAUAAAGGUGCUAUUAGAGUUUCUACUUAAUUUAGUGUGAAGAAAUUUGAAGAAAACUUUGACUAAGUAAUUGAGAGGAAACUUUUAUUAAUUGUUUUCUGUAUGCAUUUGAUAUAUCUUGUUACUUUGUGCAAAAGGGUACUAAAAUAAUAUUUUAAAUGAUACACUAAUGGGUCUGAUCUUUUCUUCAUUGUUCCUUCAACUAAGGCUGCAUGAUUGAGAGCAAUAAAAUCUAACUUGCAGUUCCUUUUGCUGCAGGUGAAGUAUUAUGAUUGUUAUUUAACUUCUUUAUGCUCAAAUACGCUCAAUUGUGCUAAAAGUUUCACAAGAUUGUUCUGUCUUACGCUUAGCAGGUUCAUUUGUGUAUGUUCUGCCAUUUUAUUCAACUAUACUUCGAGUUAUUUAGAUGUAGUGAAAAGUUCAUUGUGGGUGUGAUCUUAAGAACAUUCUAAAAGGUGCUGUAGUGUCUGAUCUUCAUGGAGAAGACUCUAGAUACAGGAGCAUUUAUGCAGUGUUUAUUAUUAGAGUUGAAAAUAGAGUAUUUUAUCCACACAACUUUUGAGAUUUUGUGUGAAUUCUAAUAGAGCAAUAACUAUUUCAUAAACAUUUUUUAAUAUAUUCGAAUGUCAAUUCUCAAUUACAUGUUAUGUAGUUGUAGGUAAAUCUUCUCUAGAUACUGUUCUCUUUGAUAGUUGUCUCUAACAAAAUGUGCAGUGGGUAACCUGAAUAGAAGCAAAUGUUCCUUCUGUGCAUUAUGAAAACAUAUCAUGUUUGCUUUAUGAACAUUUAUAGUGUUUGAUAUGAGUUAAGGUGUUGACAACAUUGUUUGUUUUUUCAUCAUUGAAUUGUAAAUGUUUCAAAUGAUUAUUUCUGUACCUUAAUUUGCCCUUUUUCUCCUGAAGUAUGUACUGCAGAUGUUUGAUUAAAAUAACCUAUGAAACAGCUGGAUGCACUUCUUUUGGGAUGGAAACUCUACGUCACUUUCCUUGUUAAACUUCUUCUCUUCAGUUUUCAAUUUUAUCAUUCAAAAGAUCCUGUGGUGAUUUUUCUGGCACAAGAGACUAGGUGAUUGCAUUGAGUCACCAUGAAUUAUUCUGAUGAAUUUGUCACCAAAAUUAUCUAUCUGCUAUUUCAAAUUUUUGUUGCAGACCUUUUUUUGUCAACUGAAUAAACAUUGAAGUGGGUAGAAUAUUUGAGUGUCCCAGUAUUGCAUCCAGCAAACGUGUUAUAUACAGUGAACUUUUGAUUAUCUUUGACAUUAUAAUGUAAGUAAUUUUGUAAAUUAAACACCAAGAGAUGGGAAAUAUAUGGAAAAAAGUUUAAUCUCCAUCUUAGGUACUAUGAAGUUAGUAUCAAUUAGAAAUUAUUAAAGUGAGAAUACUGAGUGCCAGUAAUGUCAUAAUUAAUAUGUCAAGAAAUGGCAACUUGCUGCUGUUUCUUGACAUUUUAAAUAAGACAGAAAAAAAACAACAUUUCUUUAAAGUUUAAACGUCAUAAAUGGCUUCUUCUGCAUUCCAAUGAAAAAACUAUUUCCUCAGAGGAAAUUAAUAUUUAAUAAAAAGUGAAAAAUUUGGUAAUAGAUUUUUGGGACUAAUCAAUUGUUCAUCAGUUUUACCCUUCAAUUUCGUUAUGACUUAUAUUUUUCCUUAACUGGCUGAUGGGCUGAAGAAGUUGUUUGUGUGUUGCAAAGGAAUUGUAUUUUUCUAAGGCCAAGACUCAUUGACUGCUUAAUUAUGUAGUACCUUACUUUAAAAUGUCCUUUAGUUUACUAAUGUUUGUAUGCCAAAAACCAAUAGAAAGUAAUAUUACUGGUAGUUUAGGAAGGAUUAAGAGCCAUUGAUAAUCAAAAGUUUGCAGUAUUCUUGCUAUAUGCUCAGUAACGUGUGGUGCAUGUCUGUGUCGUUGCAGGGUCUGAGCCGUCCUGCAUGCCUUCUGUAAGAGACCUCGUACUUCUCAUUGGGAAAUGUAGCCGCCCCCCGAAGAAUGCCAUUGCUUCUUUGCCUGCUCUAGUCUGAUAUGCUCCCACAUGAAAGUAUACAACUUUUUUUCAUUCUAUCCCCUACCUGCAUGCUUAAGGAUAGUAUGUCUGUUGUUAUGUCAAUUGAAUAAUAGUUUUUCUCAUGACGAGUGUUUUCUUUCUGUUUCUUCUGUAAACUACAAAUGCAUUGUGUCACAAAGAAAGUAGAGAAGACAUCAGAUUUCUAGCUUAAUAGCAUUUUCUGUAUGGUGGUGUUGUCAAUACAUUCUUAUAUUGUCAGUUGGUUUUGGUUGUGGAUGUCUCCUUAUAAUGGUUUCCCGUAAUUUUUGUUGUCAGUACAGUGGUAAAAUUACUAUACCAGAAUUAAAAGAUUUGGAUAUUUUUAUCCCUCUUCUAAACAGUUAUUAUUCAAAACAUUUUGUGUUAAUUAUACCGUAACAGACUUCCAGAAGGUUUAUUGAUUAUACAAUUUUUUAUAAUUCAGUGGGGUUUAAUUUGUUCUUCUUUAAUUAUAUACACCUUCUUUAUUUUACAAGGUCAUUCUUAAUACAGAACAUUCACAUCAUGUUUAACUUUCUUGUACUUGCAUCUAAUAUCUUGCAAAUGUAUCUACAAAUGAAAGCAGUAUUGAAUUCCUGUUUAUGCUCUAUGUAAAAUGAGGACAUAUAUUUUCUCCUCUUAGGGACUUUGUGUGUUUGAGAGUGGAAUAUUUACCUGUGAAUGUACUUAUGCUAUUGUCAGCUUUUGUGUGAAAAGUAGACAAAAAACAUUUAUUUGAUCUGCAAUUCAUUUUUUUCAACCAAUGUUUAAUUAAACAUUUUUUUUAAAAAUAAUAAGUUGCCUAUGAGUAGCCUGUGCUAUUAAGUAUAUUCCAUGUUAUAUAUAUUUUAUGAAAAAUUAUUGGAAAAGAAUAAAUGUAACAUGCUUAUAUCUGUUAAUAUCUGUGAUUUUAUUCAAAUUACUUCAGUUAUGUGAUGCUUUGUUUGCAUUCCAAAGCUGUGCUCAUGUAGUGCUCAAAUGGUUCAUUAAUUGUUAAAAAUUUCUUUGAAACAAAGAAAAAAUUAAUGCAUGUUGUUACUUACUCAUUAGACGUAUAAUUUAAUUCAUAAUUUUAAUUUUUUUGUUUUAAAGGCAUAACUAUCCCUUUAUCCUGAAAUAAUUUGUUAAGAACCUUUGAUAGUAAGAAGAAUGUAAGUCAGUAAUCCACUUUGUACUUGUGUAUUAUGUUCUUUGAAUUUUUUUAAAUCGUUUGUUUUAUUGCAUUUGCAUCAAUAACAAAUGAAAGGAUAUGUUAGCAACAAAAAAAACGUUUUAAUGUGUCUUUUAUUUAUUAUGGAUAUUUUUUCAAUGAAAAUGAAAUUUCACUGACUUGCAUUCUUCUAAUUUAGUACAAUGCUUUCUUUUGCAAUUGUUUUCUUAUUGUUUUUAUAUGGUGCUACAUUUUGUCAUCAUGAGAGUAGAACUUCACAGUUGAGGAAAUGAGCCAAUUCUCUAAUUAGAGAACUCUGAUGACUCUUUAUUUGACUGAAAAAUGAGCUUUUUUGAAGCCAAAGUUUUCAUAUUUCCUGUGAUUCACAUUUUAAAGCCUUCAUGAAAUUUACAAUAUUGUGAAGUAGCUCUUCUGGGUUUGAAAUUAAUCUGUAUUGUUUGAACGAAGUUCUUACUCCUUCCAGCUUCACUUGUCACUGUAAUGUGUAGUGUGAGAAUAAGAACAUGAGCUUCAGAAAUACAAUAUCAUGGUCAUAUGAACUAUUUGUGGAUUUUUACUGUGCAAAAGUACUUUGUAAUUGUCAUUCCAGCAUAAAGAAUAACAUGUAUUAUUAUGCAUGCAAGUAUUGAAAAGUGUAGUUAUGUUUCUCAUAAGAACUGUAUAUUCUUUUCUUAAUGAAUACAGAAGGAAAAUAGAGUAGAAUACCUACAUAUUAUUUACAUAUGCUGAUUGAAAUUUUAUUAAUGUAUUUACACACGGUUAAACUUGUAUUGUGUAAAAAAAUCAAAAAUUAAUAAAUUAUACAUGCGAAGUGAAACUGGUAAAUAUUCUAAUCUGAUAAUAAGUGCAUUGCAAACAGUAUCAUCAGAACAGUUUGUAAUCAAUAAACUCAAUAAACUAAUUUUUAGUUGGGUAUUAAUUUUUUAAGUUUGGUUGGGUAUAAGUUUUUUUAUGAACAUCAAUAAUGCUAUAUUAAUACUAUCAAGCAUGGCUAAGUGGAAUUUCGAGGGACAGAAAUAAAUUAUUAUCUUGCAUAGCAAGGGGUCUGUUUUCCAGAAUCUCACUUAUUCAAGUUAAAAAAGUGUUCAUAUCACUUGUAAAUGCAGAUCCAAAUCAUAUUUGUUUCAGUUUCUGGGGGAGUGUUAAACAAAAAUUCAAUAUACUCGUACUAGAAACUUUAUUUACAAAUAAUGUGUUAUGUAUUACAUUUUAUUACUUUAUGAAAUUUGCAAGUAAAUAAUUAAAAUAAGAGUCAACUUGUGUUUUUUUAAUAAUUUUCUCGCAGUACCUUGAACUUUUCUUUUUUCUUUAACUGACUACACAUUUCAUUUUUGCUUCAACUAUGCGCAUGUAACAGAUUGGAUGUUUUUAAUGGAUAUUCUGCUUUCUAGUCUUCCACAGAAAUUUUGAUUAUUACACGUUAAAAAGAAUUGCAGAGACAAACAUUUUGUUUGCUAUCAUUCAGAGAAAUUUAAGAACGAGGAGUCCUCUGUUAACAUAUACUUAGAAAAAUCUGGAAGGAAAAGCAGUCCCUUUGAAAUGAUUUUAAAUUCUCAAACUGAGAUUUUCUCAUUAUAAAAUAUUGAGACUUUAUAACAAGUCUCAUUAAUGUAACUUCCCACUUAUCCAGCUUUGACUGUAUUAUAGGCUUGCAUUGUUUUUCAUUCUUCAGAAAGCAUUAAGUGCUCAGCAAUAUGUUUUUGCUUCAAAAAUGAAUUUUUUGUUUAGUAGAUUCAAAAUAUUCAAAACGUGUCAAGAUAAUUAUAUCAUUUAUUAAUCUCAUUUCCAUUUUUUGUGAUUUGUUACAAAAUUUAUUAAUUAUAUUUGUUUCAUAAAUUGCAAAAAUAUGUAUUAUAUAAAUGCUACACUUACUAAUCUUUGUUUUGAAGUUAAAGUAAAGCAUUUGGUUGAGUUCUAAAUUAUUUAUUGCCUGACCCAAAUUUUUACGAAUUUCUGUAUUUUAUUAAAACUUUCUAAAUCAAGUGAAUUUAUUGUCUUCAAGUUAAUGUAAAUAACACUAAUCAUUUAUGUGUAAUAUUUUUUACAAAUUAAGUUCCUUAGAUGCCCAACUAGUUAUUGGUUUUCUGAAGAGGGGAAGUAUUACUAUUAUGCCCUCUUUAAGGUGAAAUGUGUUAAAUUUAAAUAUUUAUAUCAUCCAUGAUUGUAAAAAUGGAAAAGAUUACUGGAAUUGCAGUAUGUAAAGUGAAGGUCGUGUGACUGUGAGUACCUAGUAUUGCCAAAGCUAUUUUUGUCAUGAAAGAAGGGGAAUAUAAUUGUGCACCUUACUAAGUAAAAGUUUAAGCUGAGAAAGUAGUGCAAAGAGAGGCCCCAUCCACUCAGAUCCUCCAAAUCCUUCGUUGAGUAGUAUCUUCCGAAAGAGAAAAUGAGAAAAAGUCACUGUUGAGAGAAAUGUCUAUGACAUCUCGAGUCCAUUCAUUACCAGACAGCUAUGAAGAACAAUGAAUGGUAACGUUUUCUUUUGUAUUAUUCUUGUAAUGAAAGAAGACUUAAAGUGAGAAUUAAUAAUACUUUGUAACAAUACAAUUAUUUCUUAAUAGAAACAGUAAAAUUGACUUUCUUAUGAUGGUUUUUGGCAAAUUAUAGAUUUGGGAGGAAAUGGUUUUAGUAAAAAUUGAAGGAUUGAGAAAAAUGGACCAUAACUGAAGGGGUGCAGUGGCCCUGGAAAGAGAACUUCAAGGAGAGUCUUAAAAGUAAAUGAAAUCAGUGGUGUACCAAAGUUGCAGCUCUCUCUCGCUUCACUUGAAUGUAAAAUAGCAUUUUGUAGACAGUGCUCGAUUUAUAAAAAAAAUUUAGGUUCCGAAAUACACCCAAAAUUAAUAUUAAUUUUUAAUAGAAAUAGUUAUAUAUUU